This is a messenger RNA of Laetiporus sulphureus 93-53, 2309 nucleotides long. RefSeq lists its product as uncharacterized. Gene Ontology annotation, cellular component: site of double-strand break. Lineage: Eukaryota; Fungi; Basidiomycota; Agaricomycetes; Polyporales; Laetiporaceae. The transcript is spliced from 7 exons. The coding region runs from base 9 to 1988 and encodes 659 amino acids. Gene Ontology annotation, molecular function: single-stranded DNA binding; damaged DNA binding; Y-form DNA binding. The record is from RefSeq and is a predicted model, not a curated record. Gene Ontology annotation, biological process: DNA double-strand break processing involved in repair via single-strand annealing; double-strand break repair via homologous recombination.
CGCUCGCCAUGGAAUUGGUCGCACACAACAUUCUUUCUGGACCAAUGCCCUCCAACUCUCGCGAUAACGAAGGGGAGCUGACUUCCGCACAACCAAUAAAGCUUAUGGAAGGCGUGGUCAGACGCGUCAGACGUGCGAAUGAUGACCUUCGAACUGAAUUGUUCGCAGUUUCUCAGCGUGGAGACCACCUUGCGAGAGGUUUCGGCUUCAAGACCAUUGACGAGGCGGAGGCGACGAUCGCCGCACGUCCAGCGAUCUUCAAUCGAGCGUUUGUCGAGCAAGCCGAGUCUAAGCUGCUGGACCUCGAGACACAAGUGAAGAAGCACGUUAAUUUGGAAAUAGAGUCAUGCAACGCUCUUCAAGAAGCAUCCAGACGAAUAGACGAGCUCAAGAAGGAGAACGCGAGGCUGAGUGCUGAGCUAAAGGCGACAAAACGCAAGGACAAUGGUGUCAGGCCGCUGCAGGACGUUACGCCCGUAAACGCGCACGGCUCUCAUGAUACCUCAGUAUAUGCGCCUUUACCGUCAUUGUCCAGCUUGACCGCUGUCAGCUCAUCGACAGGCGACCUCGCUUCUAUCAAAGCAGAACUACAGGAGCUGCGCAAGAGCUACGAUGCGUUACGCCAAGCAAAAGAGCGCAGCGACGCGAAGCAUAUGGCCGAUUAUGUGAAGUGGCGGAACUUCAAACAAUGGAUGUUUGACGAGAAAGAGGCUUCUCUAUCGAGCAUCCUAGUCGAGGGCAAGACGCCCAACUGGAAACGCAUCUUGAAGCUGCGGAAGAAGUAUAUGAAGAUUGGACCUCAGACGGAUACACCGGAGUCAUCCAAGGCGCCGGAAGCAACUACGAGUGCGCAUAUAUCCUCGCUGAGCGCAAACAUAUCUUCGUCAGCCACGCAUAAACCCUCGCCGAGUACACACGCACCUUCUCCGACCACGCGCAUCCCUUCCUUAAGAACGCAAGCAGGUGUAAAGGAUCUCGCGGAAAGCGAGCCUCCCAUUGGCUCGCUGACGUCCCAUCUCAUGAAAGCUCAGGACGAGGAGAAACAGGCAGAGUCACCUGCUGCUUUUCCGCCCAAGGCUCCAAAAGCUCUGAUCUGUAUGCCACCGAAAAGCCAGAAGCGCAAGCUGGACGAAAUGUCAUCUUCAGAAACGGAAGACGACUCACAGGCUCCUUCGCCGAUAUAUGAGACUCAGCCAGGGCUCGUUCGACGCUUCCUGGAGUCGCCCGUCCGCACUAGCAGCAGAAGGAAGAGCGAGCCCACUAAGCCCACUGCUACCGUGUGCAAGUCGCCGAGGAAGCCGCACUCACCGUCAGUCACCUCACCAAGAUCCCGCGACCUUGCUCUUGCGGUCAGCCCGCGGAAGCGCGUGAACUCGACGCCGGCCAGGGAAAGCAGUGCGGAUAAGGAGAAUGCCCAUACCCCGAACACGGCAUGCAAGCGUCCGGUGGAUUACUCGGUAUAUAAAGGAAGGGGCAGGUAUGCCUCCAACGCAAGUGCUACCAAGACGAUCAACGCAGACUUUAAGAUGGACACCGCGCGCAACGCCGGAGUGGAGUUCCAGUUCGACGAGGUCGUGCGGAAUAAGGAGUCCAGGAAGCAUCUUCACGCUGACGACUGCGAGUGCUGUAGAGGCUAUUACGAGGGCCUCAACCCAAUGCCGCCCCGCCUCCAGCGUCCGUUAUGGCGUUCGCCCUCGCCCUCCAAGCGCAAGCACGAGCACGGCCCAUCGACCUCCAGCGCACGGACGGUGCUCGCGCCUGACUCGGAUGACGAACGACAGCAGGCCAUCGAGGAGCACAAGCGCGAAAUUUCUCGGCAUCGCCAACGGUGGGAACGACCGCUGACCCCACCGGGGUACUGGGAGAUCGGGUUCCCGGACACACAGGAGGCCGCGGAGAUCAAUGCGCGGGCGAGGGAGAUGCACGAGCAAAAGCGAGCGCGGAUUGAGGCUGAGGCGAGUCGUGGUGGACGAUACAAGAGGCGGUGAUUGGGAUGGUCAAUGCAACUAUACAUGGGAAAGGUAAGUCAGUUGGAACGGCAGAUUGGAAUCUCGGGUGCUCUUUCAUGUAGUCUGGACAUGUUCAGACAUAUUGCACUGCCAUCGCAAUUUGCUCUACCUUGCUCGAAGGUCAUCAUUUCGGACACUGGAAGUACACUCAAUGGACAUUACAUCAUCAAUUUAUAUCUCAUCUAUGCAGUGCGGCAUCAUCCAUUACCUCUUGCAUCCCCGCCACCUUUUGUAGGUAUCAUACUGAAUCGUAUCGAAGAUCGAGGAAUUAGCGUGAGUCUCUGCCCAGACGUGAGCAGG